This is a messenger RNA of Aspergillus glaucus CBS 516.65, 1890 nucleotides long. Its product is annotated as alpha-mannosyltransferase. NCBI's taxonomy places the organism in Eukaryota, Fungi, Ascomycota, Eurotiomycetes, Eurotiales, Aspergillaceae. The coding region runs from base 6 to 1490 and encodes 494 amino acids. Gene Ontology annotation, biological process: mannan biosynthetic process. Gene Ontology annotation, molecular function: alpha-1,2-mannosyltransferase activity. The record is from RefSeq and is a predicted model, not a curated record. The transcript has a single exon. Gene Ontology annotation, cellular component: Golgi apparatus.
CCGGGAUGCAGAUACAAAAUUUGAAUGGAAAAGUCUUCGUGACUGUACUGGUUGUUAUCACUUUGAUUAACUUCUACCAUCUAUACCUCGGAAAGCGUGAUUUCAGCCCUAUAACGCUUGCAACACUCCCGGAUCGCCAAGCGCAACUCCGACAUGAGCUCUACUCUCUACUCGAGAAAUACGCACCGCAAUGUCCUUCUCCGGAGUUAGGUCGCUCGGCCGGAAUGCCGCGAUUCGAUGCGCUUGAUGACCCCCCGCGAAAGAAUUACAUCGAUAAUACCGAUGAGCUGUUGCAGCCUAUGCAGACGGCACAUGAUGGGUUUGUGAAGGAGAUUCGGAAGUCCUGGACUGGUCAUCCUUAUAUCGUUGCGACACAAGGUAUCGUUUCUGCUGCUGGGGGGACAUACAUGCCCACAUUCGUGAUCACUUUACGUAUACUCCGACGGACUGGUUGCCAAUUACCAGUAGAGCUCUUCGUCAAAGACUCAACCGAGUACGAGCCAUAUAUCUGCGAAACCGUCCUCCCAGCCCUCAAUGCAAAAUGCAUCAUCCUCUCAGAAAUCAUGACCCUAAACCCCGAUCCCACAAGCAACACAACAGCCACAAUCGAACACUUCCAAAUCAAAUCCUUCGCCCUCCUCUUCUCCUCCUUCGACAGCACAAUCUGGCUAGACGCAGAUAACCUCCCCCUCCACGACCCAACACCCCUCCUAUCCUCCAAGCCCUUCACAUCAAAAGGCCUCCUCACCUGGCCCGACUUCUGGGCCUCCACAAUCUCCCCGACAUACUUCAAUAUCUCCCAACAACCAGACUUCCCAACAAAUGCCCGCGCCUCAACAGAAGCAGGCAUGCUACUCGUCUCCAAGAGAACCCAUUUCCCAACUCUCCUCCUGGCAACAUACUACAACUACCACGGCCCCUCCCACUACUACACCCUCCUCAGCCAAGGCGCCCCCGGCGAAGGCGACAAAGACACCUUCCUCCCAGCCGCCAGCGCCCUCGGCAACCCAUUCCACACAGUCAGCGAACCAGUAGCAGACCUCGGUCGUCCGCAUCAUCCCAACGACGAAUAUGCAGAUGAUGAUAUAGUCGGUUCGGCGAUGCUGCAGGCCGAUCCGGUUGAGGAUUAUGAACUUACUAGCCGUGGGAAGUGGAGGGUGAAGGAUGGGUCUGUGGCCGAGCCUCCACGGGGGUUUUUUGUACAUGCGUAUAAUCCGGAGUUUAAUCCUGGGGUGGACUUGUUGGGUGAGAAGACGCAUGACAGGGAUGGGAAUGCGACGAGGGUUUAUACGGGGCCGAAGAGGGCGUUGAGGAGGAUUGGGUUUGAUGCGGAGAGGGGGUUUUGGGAGGAGGUUAGGGAGGUGGCUUGUGUGUUGGAGGGGGUGUUUGAGUCGUGGAGGGAUAAGGAGGGGUUGUGUGAGGGGGUUAAGAGGCAUUGGGAGAGCGUUUUUGAGAAUCCGGAUGCAGAGGUGUUGGAGUUCACGGAUUGAUGACUUGUUAUGUACUUGUAUAUAGAUUGCAUUUUGUUGCAUUUAUGUUUUUAGAUCAUGAGCGGUAGAAACCCACUUCAACACAACAGAAAUAUUCGCACACUCUCCCCCACCAACCUUCUCCUCCAACCCUACCCCCUCAACACCCCUCUCCUCCCCAUUAACCGUAUACGACUCCACACUCAACGGCAACCCAACCGUCCCCUUCGCCCCCCUCGGCGUACAAACAUUAAUCUCCAAAUACCUCCUCGCCCAAUCAACCGUCCAAUCCCCCCGAAUCGCCCCAAACGGCGUCGGAACUCUCCCUCCAGCCCAAGAAACCCCAACAUCAAGCAACGCAGGUCUGAACGCCCACUCCCUAAACCCAGGCGUCACAGACUGGAUACCAAGGACGUAUUCC